Podarcis raffonei (Aeolian wall lizard) is the source of this 1738-nucleotide messenger RNA. It is a transcript of the gene TTC8, whose product is annotated as tetratricopeptide repeat domain 8. Gene Ontology annotation, molecular function: protein binding. The coding region runs from base 152 to 1672 and encodes 506 amino acids. Gene Ontology annotation, biological process: non-motile cilium assembly. The transcript has 14 exons. NCBI's taxonomy places the organism in Eukaryota, Metazoa, Chordata, Lepidosauria, Squamata, Lacertidae. The record is from RefSeq and is a predicted model, not a curated record. Gene Ontology annotation, cellular component: BBSome; non-motile cilium; ciliary basal body.
UGCUUAGCCGACUACACGCCGGCGAGGACCCUGGCUGUAGCGUUGCUGGGCAAAGCUAAGUUGGGGCGCGGGGCCUAGGCAGAAGGCAGCGCGGCGACGCCGAAGGAGGCGCGCUGCUCCCGUCGUCGACUCCCCGCGCCUCUGGCCCGCUAUGGGGCUGGAAAUGGACCCGCUGCUGCACGCCUUGAGUUACUUCAGGCGGAGGAAGUUCCAGCUCUGCUCGGAUCUCUGCUCCCAGCUGCUGGAAAAGGAGCCCGGCGACCAGGCUGCUUGGUGCUUAAAAAUACGAGCAUUAACAGAAAUGGUUUACGUGGAUGAAAUUGAUGUGGAUCAGGAAGGCAUCGCCGAGAUGAUGCUUGACGAAAAUGCUAUUGCUCAAGUUGCACGACCUGGUACUUCACUGAAAAUCCCUGGAACUGGUCAGGGUGGAGGUCCUAGCCAAGCUGUGAGGCCGGUGACUCAGACAGGAAGACCCCUUACAGGAUUUGUGCGACCCAGUACACAGGGUGGACGACCAGGUACAAUUGAACAGGCCAUAAGGACUCCAAGGACCGCUCACACUGCCCGUCCCAUGACUAGUGCCUCAGGGCGAUAUGUCAGGAUUGGAACGGCCUCUAUGCUCACAAAUCCUGAUGGCCCAUUUAUAAACGUGUCUAAACUCAACUUAAAUAAUUAUGCUCAGAAACCAAAGUUGGCAAAGGCAUUGUUUGAAUACAUUUUUCACCAUGAGAAUGAUGUCAAGAACGCUUUAGAUUUGGCAGCAUAUGCCACGCAACACGCUCAGUUCAAGGACUGGUGGUGGAAAGUUCAAAUUGGGAAAUGUUAUUACAGGCUAGGAUUAUAUCGUGAAGCAGAAACACAAUUUAAAUCCGCUUUGAGACAACAGGAUAUGGUAGAUACAGUACUGUAUUUGGCAAAAGUGUAUUCCCGCUUAGACCAGCCUCUGACAGCUUUAAAUGUUUUCAAGCAAGGAUUAGAUCGGUUUCCUGGAGAAGUCUCCCUCAUUUGUGGUAUUGCCAGGAUCCAUGAGGAAAUGAACAACAUUUCUGCAGCUGCAGAGUGCUAUAAAGAUGUCUUAAAACAAGACAACACCCAUGUGGAAGCCAUUGCAUGCAUUGGAAGUAAUCACUUUUAUUCUGACCAGCCAGAGAUAGCAUUGCGGUUUUACAGACGGCUCCUGCAGAUGGGUAUUUAUAACAGCCAGCUCUUCAACAACCUGGGCCUCUGCUGUUUCUAUGCCCAGCAGUAUGACAUGAUUCUCAGCUCCUUUGAACGUGCCCUCUCUCUUGCUGAAAGCGAGGAGGAGGCUGCAGAUGUGUGGUACAACUUGGGACACGUAGCUGUGGGAAUAGGGGAUAUAAACUUGGCUUACCAGUGCUUCAAACUUACCUUGGCCAACAACAACGAUCAUGCAGAAGCUUACAAUAACUUGGCUGUGCUAGAGAUGCAGAAAGGCCGUGUAGAGCAGGCAAGAGUGUUUCUGCAGACUGCUGCACGGAUAGCACCUCAUAUGUAUGAGCCACACUUCAAUUUUGCUGUACUGUCUGAUAAGGCUGGAGAUAUCCAAAGGAGUUAUGCAGCCAGUCAGAAGUCUGAAGAAGCUUUUCCAGAGCACGUGGAUACGAAGCAACUAAUCAAGCAGUUAAAACAGCACUUUGCCAGACUUCGGUGAAACACCUUUGUCCCUCAAAGCUACUGACUUGUGCAGUUUUGCAGAGUAGAUGAGUUAAUACUUGAA